Elephantulus edwardii (Cape elephant shrew) is the source of this 2619-nucleotide messenger RNA. It is a transcript of the gene CDHR5, whose product is annotated as cadherin-related family member 5. The transcript has 15 exons. Bases 1 to 2619 code for a protein of 872 amino acids. Gene Ontology annotation, cellular component: adherens junction; catenin complex; plasma membrane. Gene Ontology annotation, molecular function: cadherin binding; calcium ion binding. Gene Ontology annotation, biological process: cell morphogenesis; cell-cell junction assembly; adherens junction organization. The record is from RefSeq and is a predicted model, not a curated record. NCBI's taxonomy places the organism in Eukaryota, Metazoa, Chordata, Mammalia, Macroscelidea, Macroscelididae.
AUGAGAGCUGAAACCCUGCUGCGGCCACUGCUGCUGCCCCUUCUGCUGGGGCUGCUGUGUGGCCCCUGGCGGACCCAGGCCCAGGCCCAGGCCUGCUCUGUCAGUAACAAUCAUGUCGAAGUGGAGGAAAAUCAGAACAUCACGAAGCCACUGGUGACCAUCUCUGUCCCUGAGGGUCAGCGGGUGACACUCAAGGCCUUGCCCACCUCCUCCGCCUUCCAGAUCCGGGAGAACAAGCUGUUUCUCAUCAUAAUUCCUGACUAUGAGGUGCAAUGGAUGCCUGGGGGCUUCUCCAUGGGGCCUAGGGACCAAUGGCUGGAGGCACAUAUUGAGUGCUGGCGGGGGGACAGCAUGGUGACUCAGCUGCUUGUGAUAGUUUCUGUGAAUGAUGUCAACGAUAACGCCCCCUUCUUCCCCUUUAACAUCACAACUUUGAAUGUGAGUGAGGAUGCCAAGAUAAACUCCGUUGUCAUCCCUGCGACAGAGCUGGAGGCUCAGGACCCAGACCAAACUGACACCUCCUUGUUCUACACCCUCCAAGAAGUCACCCCGGGUGCCAGUGAUUUCUUCUCCUUGCUGAGUCCAACCAACCCCUCCCUGAAGCUGGACAAGCGACUGGACUUUGACAAGUGUCCAAGCAUGACUUUCCGCCUGCUGGCCCGGGACACACAGGAAGAGAACGUCACUCCUAGCCACACGGCCACUGCCACGCUGACCCUGCGCAUCCUGCCAGCUGACCUGCGCCCACCCUGGUUCCUCCCCUGCUCUUACUCUGACGGUUUUGUCUGCAUUCAGGCCAAAUAUGAGGGGGCAGUCCCUACAGGACAGAUACUGCCAGACCCCCUCACACUACGUCCCGGACCCAUCUACGCCGUGGACGGAGACUCAGGAAUCUCCCAGCCCAUCAUUUACAGCAUUGUGACGGGCAACCAGGAUGGCGUGUUCUUCAUCGAUGCGGACUCUGGCAACCUUACUGUGACCACAAGCAUUCCCAGGCCCACGACCUUCCAGCUGGUGGUCAGGGCUGAGCAGGUAGACAACGCAGACCGGUACUCGGUCACCACUCUCUUAGUGAAGGCCCUUGCAACUGCUGGGAGUCCCCCCAGAUUCCCGCAGAGCCUGUACCGUGGCACCACGGCCUUGGGCUUGGGCAUUGGAGCCGUCAUCAAGAAUGCUUCCAACCCCUCGGAGCCUCUGAGGGUCCAGGCUCAAGACCCCGACUUCCCGGACUUCAACUCUGCCAUCACAUACAAUGUUACCAACAGCUCAGUCUUCAGGAUGGAAGGGGAGACCAUGGUUACCAGGGUCGCUGUGGAGGCAGAGGGAGUCUUCUAUGUAGAGGUGGAGGCCAAAAACAUGGGGACUUCCGCCAGGGUGACCACUGUGGUGGAAAUACAGGUUCAGGAGCAGGUGUCCACUCCAGGGCCCUUCACAUCCCCCACACCCUCGGAGGCCGGAAGAACAACAAGCAUCUCCAGCAGCACCACCAUGGAAGGCUCCAGGCCCCCAGGACCCACGCAGGAGCCCUCCCCCGGGCCCCCUCCCACCGGCUCUGGGGGGAGCACGGGCCCGCCCCCACCCUCAGGCACAACCCUAAGACCAGCAGCCUCUACUACUGUUGGAGGCCAUCCCAGCGUGGGAACCAGCAGGCCUCUCCCUCCAGCCACACCCAGCAGUGGGAGCUCAGAGUCAACUCCAGAGCUAGGACCCUCUCCUCCAAUACCCCCCAAGCCCACGGGGCCCCCUGGGCCUUCUCAGGGCCCCCCUACAAGCAGCUCUGGUGGGGGCACUGGUCCACACCCACCCUCAGGCACUUCUGUGAGGCCCCCUGUUUCCACCACACGUGGGGAGACUCCCAGUGGGGGAGCCAGCACCUCGUCCUCACCAGGCACGCCCAGCGGUGGAGGCUCAGCACUGACCACGGAGCUCAGACCCUCUCAGCCAACAACCUCCAGCUCCAGCACGUCUCCAGGAUCCUCAGGGCCCCCUGGGAGCGGGGAAGGCAGCACUGCAGGAGGUGAUGGCCCAGGCGGUGGUGACACUGAAGAACAGGGCUUCUCAGUAGUUGAGAUGGCAGCCGUUGGUGGGGUGCUGGGUGCCGUCCUGCUGCUGGCUUUGCUGGCCCUCGCUGUCCUCAUCCACAAACACUACCGACACAAGUUCAAGUGCUGCUGUGGUAAAGCACAGGACACGCUCCCUCUAGUCUUUGACAACCCAGUUUUGCAAACUGACAGCGAGGCCAACUGGGCGCCUGCCCCCAGUCCACCCCCGCCGGAAGCCUCGCCCCCGCCCCCGGAACUCCAGCCUCCUGCGCCAGCCAGCCUGGGGCACGCUCGCCAGGCAGCCCCCAGCCCUGAGCCCCUGAGUCCGGGGGCCCCCAACCCCGCAGCGACGGCGGCGGCGCCUGCAGGGAGCAGUCCCACUGCCGUGAGGUCCAUUCUGACCAAGGAUCGGCGGGCCGAGGGUGGCUACAAGGCGGUGUGGUUCGGUGAGGACAUUGGGGCCGAGGCGGAUGUGGUGGUCCUCAACGCGCCCACCUUGGACGACGGCGACACGGGCAGUGAGAACAGCGACGACGACGACACAGGCCCGGCCGAAGCUGACUCCACCUACAUCUAG